GAACACAGUGUGGACAGCUGACAGAGGACACUGGUCUGUCUCACACUGUUGAUUCACCAGCGCAGACAUGCAGUAGUAGAAGAGAGGAACAACGCACAGUGAAUGGACAGUGAAGGGAGUUCAGCUCACACAGGACAGGGACCCAGCACGGACACUCCCUGACAGACAGAGGCUGCAGAACAGAAGAAUGAGCUCACUACACAGACAGGUGAGUCAGCUGCUCACGAUAUGGAGCUGGAAGAGGAGCGUGAAUGUUACUCUCUGCCCAGCCACUGGCUUUCACUUCAGGACCUUCUGCUCCACAACUUCAGAACCAGACCCCAUCCAGAUCCACAAGAGGAAGCUCUUCCUGUGGUUCAGCCACCUUCCUCCGGAGGAGAGACAGUUUGGAGGUUACUUCAGCCCAGAGACCAUGCAUGUGGAUCCUCUGAUCCUGGAAAGAAAGGCUGAAGAGAGGGCAGGACUCCUCACCACUCCUCUCCAAACCCGGAGUCUCUCCAACCUCUCUAUGACUGUGGAACAGCUGUUUGAGCCCACUGAUGCCUGCAGUGAGGGUCGGGGGCUCAAUGUGCUGCUGUACGGGGCUGUGGGAUCAGGGAAAAGUACAGUGGUCCGAAAGCUGGUACUGGACUGGUGCACUGGGAAAACCCUGACCCACUUCAAGCUGCUGGUGCCUUUCUCUUGUGAGGACCUCAGCCAGCUGUCGAAGGUGGCUUCCUUGAGGGACCUGGUGAGCCGGAAGUACCUCCACCUGAAAAAACACCCCCUGUUGAGUGGGGAGGGAAACCAGGCCAAGGACGUGCUCUUCCUCUUCAACGGGAUGGAGAAGAUGAAACUGGACUUCCGGAUUGGAUCCACGGAGCUCUGCAGUGAUCCUAAUGAGGCGCUGCAUCCAGAUGUAGUGGUGGUGAACCUGCUGAGGAAGUACCUCCUGCCUGAGGCCAGCAUCUUGGUUACCACCAGACUGUCUGCCCUGGAACGUGUCCCUCAGAAGUAUGUGGGACGCUAUGCACAGGUUUGCGGCUUCAGUGACCCAGACCGCCAGAGGGCAUACUUCGCCAGCCGCCUGCUGCAGCAGAGCUCGGAGACUGCACGUGGCCAUGAGAGCCAGGAACUAAUAGAGCUGCUUUACCUGCACCUUCAGAGAGAAAGCCAGCUGGCUGCAGCCUGCUUCCUGCCCUCCUACUGCUGGCUUACAUGCGCUACCUUACACUUCCUCCAUUUCACCGACACCAACGCACCCAUCCGCACGCUGACUGGCAUAUACACCAGUUUUCUGAGGCUCAACUUCGGGGGCGAGGUGCUUGGGACGGGGACAAAUGCACCCGCUCAGGAGCACCAAAAUUCUCUGAUGUUAUAUGUAGUCCGCACGGUCGGUAAGCUGGCGUUUGACGGUGUGAUGUACAAACGAACAUCAUUCUCAGAGAAGGAGCUGGAGCAGUGGAUUGGAGGGAAGACCAAGACGGAUGAGGAGCUACGUCAGUUGGCCGUGUUCCGGACUGAUGUGCUAGACUUCUUUCUGGCUCCGUGUGUGGAAAGUGGAAGGCAUAUACCAGAAGCUCUAGGCGAGAAUGAUCAGAGGCGAUAUGUAUUUGCUGUCCCAGCCAUGCAGGAGUACAUGGCGGCUCUCUACGUGGUUCUAGGCGAGAACAAAUCAGCUCUGGAGAAGCUGACCAAGCAGGUGUCUGCAGCCAUUGGUCAGGUAGGCGAGGACGUCAAUGCCCUCUUCAACAUUCUGUCGAAGUUCAUCCCCCUCCGAAUAUUUGCUGUGUUCAACCUCCUCAAGCUUUUCCCAAAGUUCUAUGAGAAAAUCAGUAGCUACAACAAAGGCAGCAUAGCCAAAACCAUGGCAGCCGAGAUGUUCCGCAAAGAGGACAGCUACAACGAGGACGUGCUGGAUCAGGUGGAGCAAAACCUCCUGGGAGUCCAAGGACCCCAGCCACAGCAGCACAGUGAAGGCCAGCCUUUUGAGCUCUACCCUAUCUUCAUGGGUGGACUGUUGCAUUAUGGUAACCGUGUCGUUCUCCAGCAGCUUGGGUGCAGCAUUCAAAGCACCACCGUGGCCCAGAUCACAGGUGCCCUCAGGAAGCACCUUAUCAGGGGGCUUGGCAAGCCUCAACCACCAGAGGAGAUGAUGGAUCUGCUGGUUCUUCUGUAUGAGUUUCAGAACCCCAGACUGACUGCAGGGAUUCUAGCCUCAUUCAGAACCAUCCGGCUCAACAACAUUCGUAUGACGUCACUCAAAUGCUUCGUACUGAGUUCUGUCCUCUCAUGCACGCCUGCAAGUUAUCACCUUGACGAACUGGACCUGUCCUCCUGUCUCCUGAAUAAUGACAUGCUUCAGAUGCUGCGGCCUGCCUUCAGACACACACACAACAUCAAUCUGCAGUUUAACAACCUGGGUCCUGAGUCCUGCAUCCUCCUGAGAGAUCUGCUCCUAGACCCCAAGAGUUCUAUUAGAUCUCUACAACUGUGUGACAACCCUCUGCUGGAAUCUGGAGCCUGCACCCUGCUGGAGGCCCUGCCAGAGAACCAGCACCUGACGCACCUGUCCCUGAUGCACACUGGGCUGGGGGACCAGGGGGCCCUGGAGCUGGCUCAGAGGCUCCAGCAACACACGGGGCUCCAGGAGCUCAACGUGGCCUAUAACAACAUCGGAGACAAUGCAGCCCUGGCACUGGUGGACGCCUGCAGAGAGCACCCCAGCAUACACACUGUGCACUUAUAUCUGAACCCUCUCAGUGAUGUGGGCAAGCAGUCCCUGUACGUCCGAGGUGCUCCCAGGAGCCGCAGCGACCGGCGGGUCAAGGUCCUGGCUUCGGUCACCGAAGGCUCAGACAUCUCCGAGGACUGGCACCCCAUCCUUAAAGUGAUACGGGAGAACGCCUCGUCCUGGGACCGUCAACGUGUCAUGCAGCAGCUUAAGGUCUUCCUCAGGGAUCUGGAGUGGGGCCGUCAGCAGCAGCCGAGCCUCUGGAAGAGGCUGCACUUCCGCAGGGUAGAGAGGGGAGUCCGACAGACUCUGCAGAUGCUGGAGAAGGACACUCUACCUCCGUCCACUGGAUACAUAAAGUAAUCGCGAAAAAGCCAGAGGUGGCUUUGCUUCUUCAACACUCCCUCAGCUCAGAGAACCAGAACCACACUUAAUGUAACGGCCAGGAAGAUCAGACUGUGAGACCGCUGCACUGUGUGACUGUCAGCUGACAGCUCAGCCAACAAAUGAAUCAUGUCCAUGUUCAUCAUUUUCUAUAUAACAAUGAACAGAAAGGAAUACUUGAAAACACAGCAGUGCCAUAAAUAAGAGGCCGCAGCAAAUUCCUUGCCAGAGUAUUAGAGUAAUAUUAAACAGGGCUUGAAAUGAUAUAUAGAUGAAAGAACAGUGUAACUUGAAUGCUACUGUGAAAUAGGAAAGCACUACCAGCAUUCAGUAACUGAAGGCAUCUGGCUUUCCAUUUUUUAAAAAAGACAAAGAGGAAAAAGCAGAGACUGUGGUUUCCUGACUGUUAUCAUGGGUCUAUCCCAAAAACACUGAAUCGUACACUUCCCAUAAUGCAGCUGGAUACUGGCUCUAUCGUAGAACCUCUUGGGUGGUGAGUCUGAAAGGUCUGUGGAGGAGCAGCAGAGACUUUUCCUUACUGUUAAACUGAGGAUGGAGCCAGUGAAACCCCACCACCACCAUUAGGACAGCAGAGAAGUUAUUUGUUCAGUGUGCUUGUCAAAUUGUGUUAUUUGGAGCCACAUCUAUGCAAAGCCAUAUGUUUUGUUUGUUUUUUUUUUUUUUCCAUGGAUGGGUUGAUUUAAGAAAUGAAAUGUUUUCUGUGUUUACACUGUUGUUCAGAUUUGUCUUCCUCUGCUUCUCAUCUGCCGUACUUUAACACCAGCAGUGCUCCUGUAGUGUGUGUAGGUUGUAGACGUGUGACGAGUGUUCGACCUCAACAGUAGUUGUUUUUUUUUUUUUGGGUACUGACACCUGUUGAAAAGUAAGAAAGUACCAAAACCUGGCAUUAAAUGUCCAGUUACAGCCUGA
Molecule: messenger RNA, 4027 nt
Organism: Toxotes jaculatrix (banded archerfish)
Lineage: Eukaryota; Metazoa; Chordata; Actinopteri; Toxotidae
Gene: nlrx1
Product: NLR family member X1
Exons: 12
Coding region: 188-3076 (962 amino acids)
Biological process (GO): negative regulation of canonical NF-kappaB signal transduction
Cellular component (GO): mitochondrion
Molecular function (GO): protein binding
Source: RefSeq, a predicted model, not a curated record